AUGGAAAGUCGCAAUUUCAGAAGCCCUCCUCUCUACGCUGGUCGUGGGAGUCAACCAGUGGAGGAUAAUGGAUUUGACCACAUCAUCGUCAGUAAAAGGUUCUGCAUGACGGAUGUCGCUGUUGUGCCAAAGUUUUACAUGGGAUCGGACCAUCGCUCCCUCCAGGGAGAUUUUCGUUUACUCGAAGAGAAGGGAAAGCCGCCAAGUUCAGAGAGCGAAGCAUCUGCGAGGAAUACGACUGGCUUCACGAAUGCACGAGGAAGGCUGAGUUCUAAAAUUAUCAAGAGACGCCAUUCUCCAGAAAUCCUUGAGGUAAUACGCGAUGUAGAGCAGUACGAGCCGCAGACAACGAAGAACUCACUUCCAAGCUCGCAAGGCUUUGCAGAGAGGCCAUAA
Necator americanus (New World hookworm) is the source of this 396-nucleotide messenger RNA. RefSeq lists its product as uncharacterized. Bases 1 to 396 code for a protein of 131 amino acids. NCBI's taxonomy places the organism in Eukaryota, Metazoa, Nematoda, Chromadorea, Rhabditida, Ancylostomatidae. The record is from RefSeq and is a predicted model, not a curated record. The transcript has a single exon.